Molecule: messenger RNA, 2100 nt
Organism: Babesia bovis T2Bo
Lineage: Eukaryota; Apicomplexa; Aconoidasida; Piroplasmida; Babesiidae
Product: DEAD/DEAH box helicase family protein
Exons: 1
Coding region: 451-2040 (529 amino acids)
Cellular component (GO): cytoplasm; ribonucleoprotein complex; nucleus
Molecular function (GO): ATP binding; RNA helicase activity; RNA binding
Source: RefSeq, a predicted model, not a curated record
CCAUGUAACAGCCAUUUUAAUACUUGUGCUAUAUAAAUUACAAGAAAUAUAGCUAUAUGUGCCUGAAGUUCUACCGUUGAGCGCCCUGUGAAACUGUCAAACGGAGAAUCGUGAUGUUACUGUGGUAGCGCUCCUGUAAAACAACAGCAGCUCUGACUUUGGGGCUUAUCGUUGGAAAUGCCCGGGUAAUGUCAUUUGACCCUGUAAACAGCCAUAACUUUGGCGAGUGCCACUUAAUAUAGGCAAGCCUAAGAGUUAGCACAUAAGCGCAUUGAAACGACUCCUUCAGCAUAUAUAGCUGUACCCACACUAUAGAACGCGUCCAUAUUAACGGACCGAAUACAUAGUAGACUUUUGACGUAGGCCUAUUGGCGUGUUACUAUAGCACCUAGGACUAUCAUUUUUAUAAAAACGUAGCAAGUUUCCCAUUUAACAAGAUUUCAAUACACAAUGUCGAGCGCCCCUUAUUACAAUAAUGACUCCCGUGGCUCCUACGGGGGUGGUUCUCGCGGUUACGGUGGUAACCGUGGGUAUGGUAGCAGCAGUGGUGGUUACCGUGGCUUCGGUCAGCAAUCGCAUGGUUAUGACAGUGGUGCGCUUGGCAGCAGACUAUCAACUAUUGACUGGUCAAAGGAGACACUGGUUGCCUUUGAAAAGAACUUCUAUAAGGAGCACAGUGAAGUGAGUGCCAUGUCCUCUGCAGACGUUGAUCGUGUGCGCAAAGAGAGGGAGAUUACUAUUAUCGCUGGACGUGAUGUCCCUAAACCCGUGGUUUCAUUUGAACAUACUUCCUUUCCGGAUUACAUCUUGAAAGCUAUUAGAGCAGCUGGAUUCACUGCUCCUACGCCAAUUCAAGUACAAGGUUGGCCUAUCGCACUUUCUGGCCGUGAUGUCAUCGGUAUCGCUGAAACUGGUUCUGGAAAGACACUUGCAUUUUUAUUACCUGCAGUGGUUCACAUUAACGCUCAACAUCUUUUGAGGCCUGGUGAUGGACCUAUUGUGCUGGUUCUUGCACCAACUAGGGAACUUGUUGAGCAAAUUCGACAGCAGUGUGUACAGUUUGGAGCAAGUUCUCGUAUCAAGAGUUCUGUAGCCUAUGGAGGUGUUCCCAAGCGCCAACAGAUGUAUGAAUUGAAGCGCGGUGUGGAGAUCUUAUUGGCAUGUCCGGGAAGGCUAAUUGACUUUUUGGAGUCUAAUGUCACUAACCUCAGGAGGGUAACAUACCUGGUACUAGACGAGGCUGACCGUAUGCUUGAUAUGGGUUUCGAGCCACAAAUCAGGAAGAUUGUUAGUCAAAUCAGACCCGAUAGGCAAACUCUAAUGUGGUCUGCUACAUGGCCCCGGGAAGUACAGUCACUGGCUCAUGACCUUUGCAGGGAGGAGCCAGUUCACAUUAAUGUCGGUUCCCUUGACCUCAAGACAUGCCACAACGUAUCGCAGGAGGUAUUUGUCAUUGAAGAGCACGAGAAGCGCUCACAGCUUAAGAAGAUUUUGGGUCAAAUUGGUCAAGGCACCAAGAUUCUUAUCUUCACGGACACCAAGAAAACUGCUGACUCAAUUACCAAGGAGCUCCGCCUUGACGGCUGGCCAGCGUUGAGCAUACAUGGUGACAAGAAGCAGGAGGAGCGUAACUGGGUAUUGAAUGAAUUCAAGUCAGGAAAGCAUCCUAUAAUGGUGGCUACUGAUGUGGCAUCCCGUGGCCUCGAUGUACGCGACGUGAAGGUUGUGAUUAACUUUGAUUUUCCGAACCAGAUUGAGGACUAUGUGCACAGAAUCGGUCGUACGGGUCGCGGUGGUAAUAAGGGUGCCUCUUACACAUUCCUGACCCCUGACAAGAACCGUGUUGCUCGGGAGCUAGUCAAGCUGAUGCGUGAGGCCAAGCAACAAAUAAGUCCGGAGCUGUCUAAACUGGCUAAUGAGCGUUCUGGUGGCGGAAACGAACACAGAAGGUGGGGAGGCUAUGGAGGCGGCUACGGCCACCGAUACGGUGGGGGUUACCAAACUUCUGCCAAUGCUUUGCCUUUGGGCAGGCGUUACUAGGCUAUGUGUCUGAAACGGGACGCUGGCCGUCAGACCUAGUGCUUGCAAACUCGGUUUCAU